AUGCAAGAGUCAAAAUCAUUUGACGUUAUUCUUUUAGGAACUAACUUAGUCAAUUCCAUAUUAUCUUCGGCCUGCGCGUGGGCAGAUCUCAAAGUCCUUCAUAUAGAUGAGAAUCCGUUCUACGGUGAAGUUGAUGCUUCCUUUGGACUAAAAGAUGUUAUUAGUGUGUCAGAAAAUGGUGACUGGAAGGUUGAAGACCUCUGUAUAAAGCGUACCGGUAGUAACGCUCCUAGUCUACAAGUUAUGAAAGCGCGAAUUUUAGAGAAAGAUAUGCUACCGAGUUUAAAGGGUUUCAUGAUUGAGUUUAUACCAAAGGAAAUGUAUGCUGGUGGAAGUUUAGUAGAGUUACUCUCGAAAUCUAAGAUAUACAAGUAUUUACUACUAAAGCCUCAAAGAAGUUUUCGUCUUUAUGCUUCAAACAAAGAGUGGACGAAAGUGCCAGAGUCAAGGGCUGAUAUUUUCAACGAUAAAACACUAUCGCUUACGCAAAAACGAUUGAUUAUGCGCUUCAUGAAGUAUAUUUCCUCCAUUGAUGACGAACCGAAUCAAGAACUGCUAAAGCAAUGGCUUUCAAGACCUUUUAAAGAUUUUCUGAAUGAAAAUUUUGAGCUUCCUGAAACCAUACGAGAAGGUAUUAUUUACGGGCUAUGUCAAGCUUUAGAUCCAGAAAUUUCCACCGAGUGUGCCCUUGAAAAAAUAAAGAAGUAUUUUCAAUCUUUUGGAAAUUACGGGGAUUACUCUUACUUGAUCGCCAUGUAUGGAACCGGAUCUGAAUUGUGCCAAGGAUUCUGUCGUUCAUCAGCUGUGAUGGGCGGUACAUUCAUGCUCGCACAAAAGAUUAACAAAAUAGAAGCUACUUCCGUGGAAUUAAGUGAUGGAGAAAAAUUAUCGGCUAAAAACAUUAUUUCGUCGCAAGCUACAAACAAUACAUCUAUGUUAGAAAAGAGGAUUCAUCAGCGUUGUCUACUAGUGCGUGGAAAGUGCCCCGGGCUAUUUCACCAAAACUUAUUCAUACUUUCUGAAGCAAGUCAGCUUCACUUCGUACCUUAUUCGUUAGGAGAUCAAUGGCCCAACAGCGUUCAGGCCAGGAUUUUAGGUGUUGGUGCAGGCAGCUGUCCCGAGGGUUACACCCUUUGGUAUUUGCAAACACUAGAUUCUCUGGAAUCUGAUGGCUUAUUAGCUGCAGCCACGGACAAGCUCAUUGAGCUUUCACAUUCUGAGGACACGAAACCCUUAAUGUAUGUUGAUAUGUUGCUUGACCAAAGAGAUUUGGCAGAUUAUGACGUUGCUGUUGAAACAGCUAAGCAAUUGUAUGAAAAAAUUACAGGUUCUGCUGAUACUUUUUUUAAGAGAGAUUCUGUUUUUGAUGACGAUGAUGAAUGA
Schizosaccharomyces octosporus yFS286 is the source of this 1383-nucleotide messenger RNA. Its product is annotated as rab geranylgeranyltransferase escort protein. Gene Ontology annotation, biological process: protein geranylgeranylation; small GTPase-mediated signal transduction; vesicle-mediated transport. The record is from RefSeq and is a predicted model, not a curated record. Lineage: Eukaryota; Fungi; Ascomycota; Schizosaccharomycetes; Schizosaccharomycetales; Schizosaccharomycetaceae. Gene Ontology annotation, molecular function: GDP-dissociation inhibitor activity. Bases 1 to 1383 code for a protein of 460 amino acids. The transcript has 2 exons. Gene Ontology annotation, cellular component: cytoplasm; nucleus; Rab-protein geranylgeranyltransferase complex.